AUGCCGAGAGCCCGGGGUCAUCGGCGUGCUCAGGCCGUGAGACGCAGGCUGGCGCAGCCCCAGGACUGGAGUCCUGCACCUGCUGUUCCGGAGUUUGUGGCCCGGCGUGGCACAGGCUUUCGGCACCGUGUGCGGAGAUGGCCAACUUCUGUCCUGACCGGGAAGUCCCGCAAGUUGGUCACUCCUGCCCGGGAUCCGGAGAAGAAGAUGGUGUUCGUCGUUGGAGACUCGCACCUGAGGGCCAUGGUGGACGGGUAUGUAGCUGUGCCCGAGGGACCUCUGUGCUUCUCCUAUCUGUGUGUUCCAGGUGCAGUGGGCUCCCAGCUGAGGACGGAGCUCCUGCAUGCUGACCUGCCCUGGACCCCAGAUGCUGUGUGUGUGUGCGCCCCCAGCAACGACCUUGUGUCCCGGACUGUGGACAGUGCAGGUCUCGACUUCAGUGCUCUCUUGACCACGGCCUGCAGCUUCUGGCCCAAGGUGUUCGUGCUGGACUUCCCUCCACGCCUGAACAUUGAGCCUGGCCUUCAGGAGCUGCUGCGUCAGGAAUACCAUCGUGUCGCAGCACGUAUGGGUGUCCCGUACGUGUCUGUGGCAGAGCACUUUCCCCUGCACCGGUUGGAGCUGUGGUGCCCUGACCAGGUGCACUUGAGUGACUCGCAUGGGAUGGAGGUUUUGGUCCAGCUGCUGUGGGAGGCUGCUUUCCAGCAGCUGGUGCCUCCUCCAUCCCAGGCACCGGUGCGUCCCCCUGCGCCAAAGCGUGCCAGGGUUGCUCCCAGGCUGGUGGUGACGGGACACGUCCCCGUGCCCCGUCACAGGAACCCCUGGGAGUGGAGUGUGGUUGGACAGGGGGGCAAGGCUGCACGCCCGGCGGAGGGAUCCUCUGCGAUCCCUCCCAACCCGGUGUGGUUCCGGGGGCCCAUGUUGGAUGCCAUGGAGAAGGUGUCCCCUUCUUCUGGCUCUGACGGCGGCCCCGCUGUCCCGCCAGCUGGCCAGACCUCCCGUGUGGUGCGUCGGCCAGCAGGUGUUGGCAGGAGGCCCAGAGGGGGAAAGCAGAAGGUGUUGGCAACUCCUUCACCUGCUUGUGAGCCCAUGUCUGCUUCUUGCCCCAGCCCACCAGUCCCCCAGGUGGAAGCACCAACCCAGGAGGUGGUGGAGGAGGUGUUGCCCCCGACUGCAGGCCCGGUUCCAGCGGCGGUCGGGGAGGAGGUUCCUGCAGUGUGCCCUGCUGUGCCGACGGAGCGACGCUUCAUCCCUGAAGCUAAGUGUGCCGUUUAUGAGAGUUCCGGGUCAGGCCAGUCAGGUGUUGGUGUGAGCACAGCGAGGCCAGCAGCAGUGGUUGAUGUCAGGACUGGGAUCAGGCUUCUGAAGGCUUCCAGCACUGUCUGA
Messenger RNA from Salarias fasciatus (jewelled blenny), 1386 nucleotides. RefSeq lists its product as uncharacterized. The transcript is spliced from 11 exons. The annotation marks the transcript as partial. NCBI's taxonomy places the organism in Eukaryota, Metazoa, Chordata, Actinopteri, Blenniiformes, Blenniidae. The record is from RefSeq and is a predicted model, not a curated record.